Messenger RNA from Coffea eugenioides, 2785 nucleotides. Its product is annotated as transmembrane 9 superfamily member 12. Gene Ontology annotation, cellular component: membrane. The transcript is spliced from 2 exons. NCBI's taxonomy places the organism in Eukaryota, Viridiplantae, Streptophyta, Magnoliopsida, Gentianales, Rubiaceae. Bases 311 to 2290 code for a protein of 659 amino acids. Gene Ontology annotation, biological process: protein localization to membrane. The record is from RefSeq and is a predicted model, not a curated record.
AAUCUAAAGAAGACUAAACCCACCACCAGCCUUUCAUCGACUCGACGCAACAUAUAGAUAUACGCCUACGCCCAUCCCAAUGUACCGACUCAACUCCUUUCUUCUUUUGCUCCAAUUUAGUUACCAGUCCAUUUCCCUUGGCUAACCCUAACUCCCGAUCCAACUCGCCACUCGUUCCGGCUCAACUCGCUCAAACUUCCUCGUCUCAUUUCCAGAUCCGCCACUGGGGUUGAUGCUUUCUAGUCCAUUUAUUGUGGAUUAGAACAGGUGCAACUUGAAGGAUUCCACUUCCUUUUCCUUUUAUUGAACAAUGGCAUUGCCAUCGAUCUUUAAAAGGAAGUAUUGGGCUGCUUUCGUUUACUUGGUUCUGGUAUCAAAUAUCUGUAAUGGGUUUUAUCUGCCGGGUACCUACAUGCAUACAUAUACAACUGGAGAAGUAUUAUAUGUCAAGGUUAAUUCAUUGACUUCAAUUGAGACUGAGCUUCCUUUCAGCUAUUAUAGUCUUCCUUAUUGCCCUCCUCAAGGUGGAAUUAAGAAAAGUGCCGAGAAUCUUGGUGAACUACUUCUGGGAGACCAGAUUGAUAAUUCUCCCUACCGUUUCAAGAUGAGCGUUAAUGAAUCUCUUUACCUCUGCACUACGCCCCCGCUGAGCGAGCAUGAGGUCAAGCUUUUGAAACAGAGAACUCGUGAUCUAUAUCAAGUGAAUGUUAUUCUGGACAAUUUACCUGCUCUGAGAUAUGCCACCCAAAAUGGAGUUAGAAUCCAGUGGACAGGAUUUCCAGUUGGCUACACGCCACUAGGUAGUGAAAAUGAUUACAUCAUCAAUCAUCUCAAGUUUAAGGUUUUCAUUCAUGAAUAUGAAGGAGCUGGUGUGCAGAUAAUUGGUACUGGGGAAGAAGGUAUGGGCGUCAUUUCUGAGGCAGAUAAAAAGAAGGCCUCUGGGUAUGAGAUUGUUGGUUUUGAGGUUAUUCCCUGCAGUAUUAAGUAUGAUCCUGAUAAGAUGGAAAAGCUUCAUAUGUAUGACAGUAUAGAACCUACAAGUUGUCCAUCAGAGCUUGAUAAGGCUCAAAUAAUAAGGCAGCAAGAAAGGGUUUCAUUUACUUAUGAGGUUGAAUUUGAGAAAAGCAAUACUAGAUGGCCUUCUCGAUGGGAUGCUUAUUUGAAGAUGGAAGGAGCCCGUGUUCACUGGUUUUCAAUCCUUAACUCAUUGAUGGUCAUCUUCUUCUUGGCUGGUAUUGUUUUUGUUAUCUUCUUGAGGACUGUUAGGAGGGAUCUGACCAGGUAUGAGGAAUUGGAUAAAGAAACUCAGGCUCAAAUGAAUGAAGAGCUUUCUGGAUGGAAACUUGUGGUGGGUGAUGUGUUCAGGGAACCAAAUCACUCCAAACUACUCUCUGUGAUGGUUGGAGAUGGGGUUCAGAUUCUAGGAAUGGCAGUUGUUACUAUUGUCUUUGCAGCCUUUGGGUUUAUGUCACCAGCUUCACGAGGUAUGCUGCUGACAGGAAUGAUACUUCUGUAUCUUUUCCUGGGAAUUGCUGCUGGGUAUGCUGGUGUACGUCUCUGGAGAACUAUUAAGGGUACCUCAGAAGGGUGGAGGUCGGUUUCUUGGUCAAUUGCUUGCUUCUUCCCUGGGAUUGUUUUUGUUAUUCUCACUGCUCUGAAUUUCAUCCUCUGGGGAAGUAAUAGUACUGGUGCUAUUCCAAUUUCCUUGUAUUUUGUUCUUUUGUCACUCUGGUUCUGCAUUUCAGUCCCCCUCACCCUUUUGGGAGGUUUCCUGGGUACUAGAGCUGAGCCCAUCCAAUACCCAGUGCGAACCAACCAGAUUCCUAGGGAAAUCCCUGCUCGCAAAUACCCAUCUUGGCUUCUGGUCCUUGGUGCUGGAACUCUUCCAUUUGGAACUCUCUUUAUUGAACUUUUCUUCAUUCUCUCUAGCAUCUGGCUUGGACGGUUCUAUUACGUCUUUGGUUUUCUCCUAAUUGUUCUACUGCUGCUAGUAGUUGUUUGUGCUGAAGUUUCAGUGGUACUCACUUAUAUGCAUCUCUGUGUCGAGGACUGGAUGUGGUGGUGGAAAGCAUUCUAUGCCUCAGGUUCUGUUGCCCUGUACGUGUUCUUGUACUCCAUCAAUUACUUGGUCUUUGACCUGAAGAGUUUAAGUGGACCAGUAUCAGCAAUACUUUAUCUUGGCUAUUCCCUUAUCAUGGCAAUUGCAGUCAUGCUGGCUACUGGUACAAUUGGUUUCCUCACAUCAUUUUAUUUUGUCCAUUAUCUCUUCUCAUCAGUGAAGAUUGAUUGAAGAGGUACCUUGGAGCGAUCAUCAUUUGCUAGCAGCUGGAGAACAGUGGCCUGUAGUAGUACUGUAGCUGGAGGAAGUUCGACUUUUUUCAUUGUAUUUCUUUCUACAAAAUCUUUCUGCACCAUACUGUAUACCAGGAGGCUCUCAUGUUGUCAUUAUAGUGCCUUGAAGGCGUAUAACUUUUUCACGUGCUCGUUGAGGCUAGGGUUUCGGAAGUAUCAAAUUUGUGAUUUAGAUUUUUCAUUCUCAUAUGUACUGCCAAUGUCUGUUAAUUGCCCUACUUAUUCCCCACCCCUUGUAGUCCUUUUUGGAUCUUCCCAUUUUGAUCGUAUAUUGAUGUCCUCUCAUUUGUGCUGUAAAAGUAACCGAAGUCGUUUGAAUCUAUCUGCAACUGCUGAAAGGGAUGAAGCAAUCUUCAAAGCAUUCAUGACUUCCUGUAAACGGCACCUUUUUGUUAAAUUGGCAGUUCAAUUGUGCGCGGGCACGAAAGUGUUA